AUGCUCACGCACCAGCACCGCCCCGCAUGGCGCUGCGCACGCCAGCACCGCCCACGCUUUCUUUGCAUCAGCGCCGCCACACGCGCUUGCUGCACGCCAGCCGCCGCCCGCGCAGUUGCGCCAUCAGCACCGCCCACGCUGUUCUGCACGCACCAGCCUCGCCACGCGUCACUGUCACACCGCCCGCCAUUUCUCUUUCAGCACCGCCACGCUGUUCUGCACGCCAGCACGCAUGCUGCACGCAUCAACGCCACUCACUCUUCUGCACGCCAGCACCACCCACGCUGUGCUGCACGCACCAGCACGCCACCGCGCCUGCACGCCAGCACCACCCACGCUUGUGCUGCACGCACCAGCACCACCCACGCUGUUGCUGCCACGCCAGCGCCACCACGCUGUUACUGCACGCACCAGCACCACCCACGCUGUUGCUGCGCACCAGCACCGCCACGCUAUUGCUGCCACGCAUCACGCCACCCACACUGUGCUUUCACCUGCACCAGCACCACCCACGCUUAUUGCUUUCGCACCAGCACCACCCGCGCCAUCGCUGUCAACACCACCCACGCUUCAUUUCCACUCCAGCGCCAACCGCCAUCCCACGCUUCACUCUUCUGCUGCCGCCUUCCACCACGCUCGUUCAUGCUUCAGCGCACCCGCCACCUUGUCUGCACUGCUCCCACGCGUUCUGCGCACGCCAGCACCGCCACGCUUGGUGCUGCGCACCAGCACCACCCACGCUGUUUCGCCAUCAGCACCACCCACGCUGUGCUGCACGCCAGCGCCGCCACACGUGCCAGCACUGCACGCACCAACGCCACCCACGCUGUUGCUGCACCAGCACCACCCACGCUCGUGGCUCGCACAACACCGCUCACGCUUCCACGCACGCCAGCACCACCCCGCUGUUACUCACGCACCAGCACCACCCACGCCUGUUUCACACGCCAGCACCACCCACGCUCGUGCUGCCGCACUCCAGCCUGCCACGCUUCUGCGCGCACCGCCGCGCGCGCAGUGCUGCACCGCGCCAGCACCGCCCACGGCUCGUGGCGCCGCAGUACGCCGCCCGCAUCUUUCUCGCCGUCCCACGCUUUUGCGCCGGCCGCACCCGCUCUGCACGCACCAGCCCGCCACGCUGUUGCUGCACGCACCAGCACGCCUUCCACGCUGUUAACCACGGCACCACCCACACAUUCUGCACACGUCAGCACCACCCACGCUGCUUCUGCUCACCAGCCCCACCACCCACGCGGUGCUGCACGCACCGCCGCCCACGCUUUUCUGCACCAACGCCACCCACGCUCUUUGCCGCACCAGCACCACCCGCUCUUCGUCUCCAGCACCACCCACGCUGUUGCCACGCCAGCACCACCCACGCUGUGCUACGCACCAGCACCACCGCUGGCUUCACACACUCAGCACCACCCACGCAUGCACGCGCCAGCACCACCCACGCUGUUAUGCGCACGCAAGCGCCACCCACGCUGUUACUGCACGCACCAGCACCACCCACGCUUGUUGGCUCGCGCUCAGCGCCUCGCGCACGCGUGGCUGCCGCCAGCCGCCACGCUGUUCUUCGCACUAACGCCACCCACGCUGUUCUGCCGCACGCCAGCGCCACCCGCUGUUACCGCAUGCCACGCCCGCGCUGUUGCUGCCGCGCAACACCACCCACGCCGUGCUGCGCACGCCACCGCCACCCACGCUGGACUGCACGCACCAGCACCGCCCACACUGUUUCUGCCGCACGCCACCCGCUGUGCUGCACCAGCACCACCACGCCCAUUCACUCCGCCCACGCUUGUGCUUCACCUACACCACCCACGCUGUUCCGCUCACGCACCAGCCCACCCGCCAGUUUCUCCACGCAGCACCACCCACGCUGUGCUGCACGCACGGCACCACCCACGCCAGCCUUACGCACGUCGAGCACCGCUCCGCUCUCACGCACGCCAGCACCGCCACGCGUGCUGCACGCACCAGCACCACCCACGCCAGCGCCACCCACGCUGUUAUGCACGCCAGCUACCGCCGUCUUCUGCGCACACCAGCCCGCCGCGCUGCACGCCAGCCGCCCACGCUGUUUCUGCGCACCAGCACCACCCACGCCGUGCUGCACAUCAGCACCACCACGCUCGCUGCACCAGCACCGCCCACGCGGUGCUGCACCAGCACCACCCGCAUGUUCUGCACACCAGCACCACCCAUGCUGGUUCACGCAACGCCGCCACAUAUUCACGCCAGCACGCCCACGCUUUUGCUCACACACCAGCACCACCCACGUUGUUGCUGCCACACGUAACACCGCCACGCUUGCUGCACGUCAGCACGCUCACACAUCCGCACACCAGCGCCGCCCGCGGCAAACGCACGCCGACGCCGUGCGCGCUGUGGCUGCGCACCAACGCCGCCGCUUUCGUGCUCGCCGUCCGCCCUCCACACGUCACGCAGCACCACCCGCGCUGUUAUGCACGCACCGACACCACCCACGCUGUUGCUGCGCACGCUGGCACCGCCACGCUGUGGCUGCGCGCCUGGCUCCACCACGCAUUAUGCACGCCAGCACCGUGCACGCUGUGUCUGCACGCACGCCAACCUCGUUGCGCGGCAGUGGCACCACGCUCACACCCGCAGUAUGCGCGCGCCUAA
Messenger RNA from Homarus americanus (American lobster), 2652 nucleotides. RefSeq lists its product as uncharacterized. Lineage: Eukaryota; Metazoa; Arthropoda; Malacostraca; Decapoda; Nephropidae. The coding region runs from base 1 to 2652 and encodes 883 amino acids. The transcript is spliced from 2 exons. The record is from RefSeq and is a predicted model, not a curated record.